This is a messenger RNA of Gossypium raimondii (Peruvian cotton), 859 nucleotides long. RefSeq names its product protein SOB FIVE-LIKE 3. The record is from RefSeq and is a predicted model, not a curated record. Gene Ontology annotation, biological process: cytokinin biosynthetic process. The transcript has a single exon. The coding region runs from base 196 to 684 and encodes 162 amino acids. NCBI's taxonomy places the organism in Eukaryota, Viridiplantae, Streptophyta, Magnoliopsida, Malvales, Malvaceae.
UUCUUUCCACCAAUGUAUGUAACGCUACGAUUCCCUUUCUCUUUUUAAGUAUUUAUAUCGGACAUUUAAGUUCAACAUACACAUGUCGGACACGUAAAGGUGCACUUGUUUGAUGAAGGGCAAGACUCCCAAGACUUUCCUCCUAUUUUAGUUUUGCUUUUCCACCUUGUCUGCUACCUCUGGACUCUACCUACCAUGGAGGCUUCUCAUAUCCUCACAAGCUUUGAAACUGAAGAACAAAGCAGCAGAGAGUCUGGUUGGACCAUGUAUAUUGGCUCCUCCAUCCAUGAAAAUGAUUAUAAUACUUACGAGCAGGAAAGCCAUCACAAGAACCGCCAGUGUCCCAAUGGCUACAAUGAAGAUGAGAGCGAUGAUUCAAUGGCUUCUGACGCCUCUUCUGGGCCAAGCCACCACAAGUUUCCACCGAGCGGUGAGCAGAAUUCGGGGAUGAACCAUUUCACGCAUGGAAGUAUUGUUAAGUCCAUCUCAACGGAGAAACUUCAGAAACAGGUGAUUAAAAGGGACCAAAGAAGAAACAGACAUGGGAAGGGAAAGUUAAAGCUUAAGACAAUUAGUGCUCCUAGUCGUGUUCAAAGGGGAUACAUAAGCAAAGAUGAUGAAGCAGGAAGAAUUGGUGUGUCUCAAAUUUCCCAGUCAUAUUUAGAGAUGUGUGAUGAAUGUUGAAUGGGAUUGACUGAGAGAACUUCAUAGAUGUUUUAGGAUGAUAUAUAUGUGUGUUACAUAAUUUUGAGUUUUUAAUGUUUUCUAUGUAACCUAUGAACUUUGAUUGUUGUUGUUCUUGCUGCUGUUGUCAUCAUCCUUUUAUGUAGGAAAUGAAUUUUCUUUUUUUGAUGGAAAA